ACUCACAUUAGAAAUAACAAAAAUAAUUCAAAUGCUAAAUAGCAAAAAUUACAAAAAUGUCAUAUUGCUGGCUAUAUUUAUAAUACCGGUGCUUGGACUACCGGGAAAUAAUAUAGUUAAUAAAUAUUUUUUGGAAAAACAAAAAUUUUUAUUUGAAAUUGUGCACAACCUGCAGGAACCUUUGCAAAAUGAGGAGUGGAUUAAUAUGGGCAAAACGUUGGCAAUGGAUAAAGCACUUUAUUUAGAUUUCAAUCCUUUAAUGGAGAAAUUUGCUAUAAAAGCAAACACAAGUUGUCUGCUGUCUCAAGAUGACAUAUUCUAUUUAACGAACAAAGACCAAUUGGAGGAAUUAAAGGGCUUAUAUUACUUUCUUUAUAAUGCUCAAAAUUUUGAGACUUUAAGACAGAACAUAUGCUGGGCCAGAACUCAUGUGCAAGCACAAAUGUUUGUUUUCGCUUUGACACAAUCACUAAUGAAAAGAGAGGAUUUUAAGGAUCUAAAUUUGCCGAAAAUUUAUGAAAUCUGGCCACAACAUUUCUUUGCUGAUAAAUACACCAGAAACUUGCAGCAUUUUAAUUAUGUUCAAUGGAGCAGGGUGGAAAUGUUUAAAGACUAUACUAAUACAACUUACAAACAUUCAUGUAAAAUGGGCCAGUGGUGGUGCGAGCAGAAUUUAGAAUAUAAAAUCUAUCAGGAAAGGGAACGCAUGAUAUUGCCAAAAAAUAUUUAUGGUGACUUGCGCAAUUCCAGCAAAUGGUUACAGGCCUUGGAAGAGGUGGCCUUGUAUUGGUUGCCUGUAGAUUUCAGCAGAGAGGUGGCUGGAAUAAAAGACUUGGCUAAAAGAUCAAAUACAUAUUUACAAGAGGACAAGGCCUGGAAUGCCUACUGGUAUUAUACAAAUAUGGGUUUAUGGCAAAAUGAACGAGGACAAAAUGAUUUGUAUAGCAAAUCUCUAAGAGAUUGGUGGUUUUGGAAUUUACAGCAAAUUGUAGUGAGAUAUAAAAUGGAACAAACAUCUUCCGAAACAAAAACUGCGCUAGAGCCUUAUUUAAUAAAUUUUCAAAACCUAAAAUAUCAAGCCAUAAAUAAUAAAAAUUCUCUGGGAAUUUGGAGUUUUAUAAAUGAUUUAUUUAGCAAAACUGAAAAGGCUUUAUAUGAACAAACCUAUGAACUAAAAAAUGACACCAGACUACAAUUAAACAAUCCCGAACAUUUGGAAUAUUUCCUUAAUGAAAACUUUGCCAUAGACAAAAUAAUGUCGGCUUUGAUGACUCCAACAAACAGAGAAAAUAAACCUACAGUUAUGCAAUAUUAUGAAACCAUGUUGAGAUCCCAUGAAUUUUAUCAAUAUGCUGAAAUCAUUAACCAACUUUACAAGUCUGUGAAAACAAACUUUCAUCCAUAUAAACCACAAGAAUUGCAAAGUGCAGGCGUUAGCCUUAAUGAUGUAGAGAUCACAGAAUUAAAAACCUAUUUUGAAAUUAUCGAUACAGAUGUAACAAAUCUAUUGCGGUCAGCCAAUAGUUAUUUUGAGGGCAAAUUAUUAUGGUUUAAGACAUUAAUGGCCAGACAACAGAAUCUGCAGCAUCAACCGUUUAAAUUCUUAUUUAAUAUCACUUCCGAUAAACCGCAAGCGGUGCUAGUGAGAACAUUUUUGGCUCUAGACUGUUCUGCAUCAAAAGUGCCUUGUUCCUCUUCAGCAGAAAUGUUUCAAUUGGAUACAUUUGUUAGCAGUUUAGCUGUCGGUUACAAUACCAUUGAGCGUGAGUCCAAAGAUUUCUAUGGUUUUAUGCUGCCCUCCCUCACCUAUUCUGAAUUGUAUCAUUUCACCCAGUUGGCCUUGAAUGAAGAAUAUCAGUACCCCUUUAAUAUUACUAUGGGAAAUUGUAGAUUUCCCCAUCAUUUAAUGCUGCCUAAGGGCAGGGAAGUCAAAGGUUUACCGGUUAAAUUUAUAUUCGUAGUGUCCGCCUAUAAUUAUCGUUUUCAUAAGGGUUUCAAUUUGGAUUGUGAUUUUAGCAGUGGCAUAUUGGCUUUUGAUGAUUUACCGCCGGGAUUUCCUUUCGAUCGUGAAGUAUCGGAGAGUAUCUUUAUGAAUGAUAAUGUUUUGGUUAAGAAUAUGAGAAUCUAUCAUGAUGAGAAUUUAAGAUUUAGAUGAAUAACAAAAUGGGUAUUGUACAAUAAAGUUUAAAAUGGUUGUAA
Messenger RNA from Calliphora vicina (urban bluebottle blowfly), 2199 nucleotides. RefSeq names its product larval serum protein 1 gamma chain. The record is from RefSeq and is a predicted model, not a curated record. Lineage: Eukaryota; Metazoa; Arthropoda; Insecta; Diptera; Calliphoridae. Bases 32 to 2155 code for a protein of 707 amino acids. The transcript is spliced from 3 exons.